Molecule: messenger RNA, 3786 nt
Organism: Copidosoma floridanum
Lineage: Eukaryota; Metazoa; Arthropoda; Insecta; Hymenoptera; Encyrtidae
Biological process (GO): negative regulation of microtubule depolymerization; negative regulation of canonical Wnt signaling pathway; Wnt signaling pathway
Cellular component (GO): catenin complex; cytoplasmic microtubule; beta-catenin destruction complex
Molecular function (GO): microtubule binding; beta-catenin binding; gamma-catenin binding
Source: RefSeq, a predicted model, not a curated record
GAUGCCUUCUGCGAAUGUGUGGUGAACUUGAGAGAUUUAUGUGAGGUUAAAUACACAAUUGUAGGUGAUAUAUGUGUCAAUUUUGAUGUUUAUAGUCGUGCAACAGAUAUAAUUCAUAAAUACCUUUGAUGGACUUAAUUUGUCAAAAUUUUUGAUCAAUUACUUUUUGGUCACAAGUUUUUUUUUUCGUAAUCAAAUGGUGAUUAUUCGAGCAUACGUAAGGUUAUGUUUAGUAAAAGGGUAACAUCGUUUGUUUUUCAAAACAAUGUAAUCACUUCAAUUUUUCCAUUUAAAAUAAUUACGUGAAUUUUGAGUUAGUCGAGCAUACAUGUUAGCAAGUUUUUUGCUAUGAAGAAUUUUUUUGUUGGUUUGUAAUUCAAACUAAAGCUAAAAUAUGAAAAGAUACCGGCGAAUCAACCAUGUUCCUGAAAUUUUUCUGGACAAGUGAUGCUUUAAAAAAAAGGACUCAAAAUAUUUGUUGUGAUGACGUUAAGAGUAAAAUUAAAAUUCAAAGACUAGAAAAAUUACAUCAUGAUCAAGAUAAUCCGAGAUGGUAGUACGAUUUUAAAACAUCACGCAACAGUCCAAUAGAAAAAGGAAUUCGAAUGAAAAUAAGGAAAGUAAAAAUUAUGCAAUCAUGGAGGACAAAGCUGCUGGUGAUGUAAAAAUCAAUGGUAUUGAGCAAAAUAGUAGGGUAUCUUCGAAAGAAUUCAUAGAUGAAAAAAAUAAUUGUGAACUCUUGGGAACACCGGGUAAUUCAAAUUACUGGUGGCCCAGCGAAGUUGAAGAGAAGCUUGGAUCAAGGCAAAGAUGGAGUUUUGGCUCAGACAUAUCAGUAGAGGCAGUGGAGAACAUUCAAAGUAGAUUGUGCUGUUCUCCAGUUGAUGAGUUUGAUUCAACUGUUAGCAGUGAGACUGAAGACUUGAUAGUGAAUAACACGGAUGAAGGGUCUGAGGCUUACAAACCCUGUGUUCAGAUAUCUCCAGCUUGUUCACCAACUAUUAAAAAUGCCAUUUGCAACAUCACUGAUAAAAGGCUGAGGAAACCCCAUGAGGUUUAUACAGAUGAUGACGAGUUGGUUGAUUACUCAAAAAGAUACACUACAGAUAAUUUUGCACUAUUGGUUGACAACAAGUCCAUCGAUCUGCGUGCUCAGCAACAGCAGCAACAGAGGAGGAUGGGAAUGAACAAUAUUAACAGACCUGUGUCGCAAAAGAAAUCAGUAAGUACCAGAUCCAAGGGAGGUUAUAAUUUUGGUGAUUACGCGGAAACGGAUUUGGAUCAGCCUACCGAUUAUAGCUUACGCUAUGCCGAAGAAGAUAUGUACGAAGAAGACGAAGAGGAUUCUCGAUUUUACUGUUCUGAUCAACCGGAAGAAGACGUAGUGAGAACGUAUUACACUGAAGGGACGCCUUCUAAUUUUUCAACCGCCACAUCCGUGUCUGAUCUCCUAACACUCGAGAGCCCUAGAGAGGGCGACGAAGCAGCUUACAAACACCAGCAGUUCUUACAAGAUCAAAAAGAAAAUGUCCACGAAAAGUCUGAAAAAGCUGCAAAAGACUGUAAAAAUAGGAUUCGACAAAAAUUCGCGUCCAAUGCUGCAAAAAUUCCAGCACUGGAGGAACCGCCACGAGAAGUAGGUAAUCAUCAACUUGUCCACAGAAAACUAGAAAAAACGUGCACCCCACCGCAGUCACCAGCUGAAGUUUGCGACAGAAGUAAUAAAGAAGGCAAAGCUGUGUCUUUCAUCGUCGAGGAAAAUAAUUACGCCCAGGAAACGCCUCUAAUGUUCUCGCGCAGCAGUUCUUUGGAUUCGCUUAGCGAGUUCGAGCAGGAAUCGAUACAAGAUGAUCGCAGUUCCAUCGUCAGUGACUUUAGCCACAGAACAAGCGGUGCCGUGUCACCAAGUGAUUUGCCAGACUCGCCCACGCAGACGGUACCGCCGAGUCCUCGUCGAUUAGAGCGACAAAGUUUCUCCGGUUUGCAGCAACAAGAGCAGCCUCAUCUACAACGAUUGGCACAGCCUCGUAGAAUUGAAAGGGCAAAUGUUCCGAGCUUGCAGCCACCACCACCACAUCAGCAGCGACAGUUACAGCAUCAAUCUCGGCUUCAGGCUCAACCAUUGCCACCGACUCAAUCUCAGCUUCAGCCAAGAGCGCUAAUCGGGCCUGUAUCGAGAAAUCCAUCAGGAAUAAAGCAAACGCCCAACAACGAUCACAUGCCUGUACAAGAGCAGCACCAACAUUCACAGAGUGAUAUGCGUGUUCCGUUAUUGCAACGCUCACCAGCUCAAGAAAAUCAAAUACCACUGCAAUUGAACAAUCGCAUAGUUCUCAUGCAACGUCCCCAACCCGAAGGGCAAGCAUCUCUGGCACGACGUCCCCAAAACGACAGUUCUGUGCCACAACAUCUAAAAGCCAAUACCCGCAUGCCAGUUGUGCAGCGUCAGCAGACUGAAAAUCGCGAUCCAGUAAUGAUGCAGCGGCCUCAGAUGGUCAGGACGGCCAGUCCAGUUGUGCAACAUCAGCCCUUACCUCGAGAGCCACAAUUACCUCGCCAUAUUCUAGAGCGCUGCAUUAGCGUUUUCGAGGACAAUCUUGUGAGGUUUAAGGACGAGUCGACGCAGAGUAAAUUUUCAACCGCAGGUAGUUGCUUGAGUUCCCUGACUAUCGACGACGAAGAUGACAAUGUCAGCAUUGACAAUCGAGAGAUCAUCAAUAGGAUCGCGGCUAUUAGGGUGAGAUCGAGUGCCGCAGGUAUGCACCAGGCACCGUGCAUGCAGAGACAGUUUGACAAUAAAAGUGCGGACAAGGUGGACGAUCGACAGCCCCAGCUGAACGUUUUAAAUCGACAUCCGGGUCACAUGAAUGAGGGCUCACAUCCAUCGCCCAGCAAAGAAGAGCUGCAGCACUACGUUAACGUGGAAAACGAGAGUUACGAUUAUACAACCUGCUACUUGAACAAGGAAGUGAACGACAACCGCCACCGAGAUUCUUCAAAUGAGAUGUGGUACCACGAGAACGACUUGAAAAACGAAGCAAAUAAUCAUAGACCCAGCGCCAAAAGCCCAAUCUGGAAGCACAACGGCAACGACGACAUUAUUUACCAUCUGCAGAAAGUCCAUAAAGUCCCUGAGAUCGUGUUUGUCGACACUGUGCAUACGUAUUACACCGAGGAUACGCCAGUCUUCGUAUCGCCUUACGGCUCUGAGUCGAAUCUCUCUGGGUUGUCAUCGCUGAGUAUAUCUGACGAUGAUUUCGGCUACGACUUCAUCAGAGAUGAGCGAUCUCUAAGAUCGCCCCGUGUCGAGGAGGCCGAGCGCUCCAACAGUCGAGCCGACAGCUACGGGUCAGAAGAGGACUCGAGCGAGUCCGAGGACGAGGACAAAAAUUCGUCCGUGGUGGCGCGACGGCGUAUCGACGUGUCGCCCUUUGAAUCGCAAAUGAAUCUCAACUUCUCUCUGCUUUGCAUCGAAGAGGAGGACGAAGAGGCGGCAGAGCGAGAGACGGAGGCUGAAGAGAGAACAAAUAAUGAGACUGACAAAUCGUAUAGGGAAGAGUCGGCUGCGAGCGACGAUUACUACAGGCGGCUGAGCCGGAACUCCGACUGCUCGGAUGACGACGACGAGGAAGAGCGCCAGGUGCUUGAGCAGUGCAUCAAGUCAGGCGUGUCGAAGGUCACGCGGCGUUCUCUCGAGCCCAGGCCCAUUCCAUGACCCGUGCCGGUUACUGCUGUUAUCGAUUAAGGGCGCGCAUAAAAUGGAUUGUUCCUUUCUACGUCGAUCGA